CAGAGAGUAUAAACCGCGAGAGCUCCUUCACCAUGAGUAUGAGUGCUUCAUUUUUUAAGGUCUCAAAAUGAUUUCAUCCAUCAUAUAAUAUCAAGUGGCCUUUAUCCUGCAUCCUAUUUUGUUCUCCUCUCAUUGUUGUGCAAGAAUUUCCUCAUCUCAGGUCCCUACUGAGUUUCCAUGGCAUCAUCCUCCCGUAGAAGGAAUCCGGCUCGUGGCAAAACUAGGAUCACUCAAUCUCAUGACUCUAUCCCAAAUGAAAAAACUCCUCCUCCAAGUCCAAUUCAAAUUUCUGCCACAAAGUUAUAUAGAACUCCUACUCACAAGAGGCUAUAUGAGAAAGAAUUUCUUCAUAGGAAAGUGGCCAAAGGAAAGGUUCUGUCACACACUAUUUGUGAUGACCUCAACCUCAACACCUACAAUCUCUUUAAUGCUAUUGGCCUUGGGUCAUUUGUUGGGAUGAAAAACAAGUAUUAUCCAAGACUUGUUCAGUUAUUCUACACCCACCUUGAGAAAGUGCCUGGUGUAGAGAAGUUACAAUGCUAUGUGGCUGGAGUAGAAUUCCAUCUUGAUGUUAGAAGCAUUUCCAAAAUCUUUCAUUUUAUGGAUGAUGGUAUUCAAUUCUACUCUCCUCAAAAAUGGUUCACUGGGAAAGAUUUUGACAAACUAGCAGCCAUUCGCCAAAUGAGCUAUGAUUCCCGCACUACCAAUGUUAAAGAAGUAAAAUCCAAACAAUUGACUAUGGAAGCUCGAUUGAUCCACAAAAUCAUUGCAUACUCCAUUCUUCCUAAAACCGGCAGUCGCUCAAAAGUCUCUCGCAUGGAAAUCUUUCUGAUAUGGUGUGUUUUAAAUGGAAAAGAUUUUGACUUGGCCUACAUUAUCUUUCAUCACAUGUUGGCAUGCAAGAAAAAGAAAAACACUCCACUCCACUAUGCCAUGGUUCUCACCCACAUUUUCAUGGCUAACAACAUUCCACUUGACAAAAGUGAAUCAGCCAAACUAGGCCCAAGAGAUAUCCUUAAUGCUUUCAAUCUAGACACAAUGGGGCUAAAAAGGGAUCCUGAUGGUAUGUGGUUUUAUCCUAGGCAAAGAAGGUUCGAAGAGGCUAGAGCUCGUGGAGAAGAGAUUGAGGAUGUUGAUGAUGGGGAUGAGGAAGAACAUGAAAGCCAUGACAGUGCUGAAGAUGAGGAUGUUCCAGUUGCACAUCGCUCAAAUCAUGAUCUUUUAUUGGAACUUCUAAAUGUUUCUCGUCAAAAUCAAGCCACUCUUCAAGAACAACAAACCACUCUUGAACAUCAACAACAACAACUUGACGAAGUGCUUAUGACUGUCACUCAUAUCAGUGAAGACUUUGAAGCCUUUCGAAAAGGCCUUGAACCCCCUCCUCCUUCUACUUAGAACAAUAUCACCUCGUCUAAAAACUCUUUUUGUGCACUCACUUGUUUUAUCUGCUUUGAAGAAGCUUCUUUUAGCUAUGUUUUUACUUAUGUCGUUUUUCUUUUGAAGUCUUUAUCAUGAUCUAUGCUUUUGUCUAACAUCUGCUAGUUAUGUUCAUAUUUUCCUUAUCUACUGU
This is a messenger RNA of Cornus florida, 1570 nucleotides long. RefSeq lists its product as uncharacterized. Bases 178 to 1395 code for a protein of 405 amino acids. The record is from RefSeq and is a predicted model, not a curated record. Lineage: Eukaryota; Viridiplantae; Streptophyta; Magnoliopsida; Cornales; Cornaceae. The transcript has 2 exons.